AUGUCAGCAGAAGUAUUCGGACCCCGACGCAUCCGGGAGGAAUCUGCCCUGCUGCGGACUGUCAAUCCUAGCACUGGGGCCCUCCCCUUCCAGUCUCUCAUGGUUGCAGACCUGGGCGAUGUCAAUGUCAAUCUUUUCAACCUUCAGGACAGCUGUCGGCUAAUUCGAGAGGCCUAUCGGAACAUCGCAGCAGCCGGCUGCAUUCCGCUGACCUUGGGUGGAGAUCGCACAAUCACAUAUCCCAUAUUGCAAGCAAUAGCAAACAAGCAUGGCCCUGUGGGUCUGCUGCACGUGGGCGCCCACACAGACACAGCCGACAAGGCCCUGGGGGAGAAGCUGAGUCACUGGACUCCUUUCCGCCGAUGCGUGGAAGAGGGACUGCUGGACUGUAAGCGGGUGGUGCAGAUUGGCAUCCGGGGCUCCUCCAUGACUGUGGAUCCCUACAGAUAUAGCCGGAACCAGGGCUUCCGGGUGGUCCUGGCUGAAGAUUGCUGGAUGAAGUCACUUGUUCCUCUGAUGGCGGAGGUCAGGCAGCAGAUAGGGGGCAAACCUCUGUAUAUUAGCUUCAGUAUAGAUGCUUUGGAUCCUGCCUAUGCCCCAGGAACAGGGACACCUGAAGUUGCUGGUCUCACCCCUAGUCAGGCUUUGGAGAUUAUCCGGGGCUGUCAAGGCCUGAAUGUGGUGGGCUGUGACCUAGUGGAAGUUUCACCACUUUAUGAUCUUUCCGGCAACACGGCCCUCCUGGCAGCAAACCUACUGUUUGAGAUGCUGUGUGUUCUCCCCAAGGUAAUGGCUGUCUGAAUCUGCACUCUCAAGACAAAGCCGUCACUGAGCAGUUCUCAAGGACUUGUGAGUGAGCAGUCCAAGUGCUAAGAAGUUUACACCAAUAAAGAUUUUUGGGCAAGUGUCAUCAGUGGCUGUAAAAUAAGGACAUCCAAACCUGAA
Messenger RNA from Jaculus jaculus (lesser Egyptian jerboa), 945 nucleotides. It is a transcript of the gene Agmat, whose product is annotated as agmatinase. The record is from RefSeq and is a predicted model, not a curated record. Bases 1 to 801 code for a protein of 266 amino acids. The transcript is spliced from 7 exons. NCBI's taxonomy places the organism in Eukaryota, Metazoa, Chordata, Mammalia, Rodentia, Dipodidae. Gene Ontology annotation, molecular function: metal ion binding; agmatinase activity.